UGAAAAAAAAAAAAAAAAAUUUUUUUUUGCUGGUACCAAAAACAGAAAAUACCGUAUUUUCACCUAUAUAGUUGUAAAAAUACCGUAUCGAAAAUUUUACUCGUAUCUUACGGUAUUUACAUAAAAAAAUCGGUAAAAGGCAUAUUGAAGGAUAGAAUUUAUUCACAACAAUAUCAAUCAUUUGGCGACAAAAUAUCAAUUUGAAAAUGGAGAAAUAUCACAAUAUAAAAUCUUUUAUUGUUACUGCAACCGAGUACUCAAGAAAUCCAAGUGAAACAACAGCAUCUGUUUUACAACGAAAUCUUAAUGCAAUCAAAAUAUCAGCAGAUCUUACAAUUUUUGAUCCUGGCUCCAUAAUAUUAUCCGAAUUUUAUUUAAGUCUUUAUAACUUGACAAAAACCCUUGAAUCAAAAACAUCAUUGACAUGGUGUACGCUGGACGUUCUUCAACAUGUCUCUAAGAAUUUAGCUGCUCGUCAAACUUUGAUACACACUUACAAAUUUUACCAAGUUCUAGCACGUUUAUUAGAAUCAAAUUUAAUAACAGAAAAACGCAUAAAGGUCCUAAAAUUACUUCAAGAAUUGACUUAUGGAAUAAAAAUUCAUUGGCAAGAAGCACAUAUACCCUCAUUGAUGAAUAUUUUAACUCAAUGGAUUAUGCAAUCAAAAGAAGAAGAAAUAAUAACAUUGUCAUUAGGAAUUUUAAUAAAUCUUUGUUACAAAAAUAUUUCUGUAAUCCACACGUUAAUGAGAACAAUCGAUGCAAAAGCAUUUCACAGAAUGUUACUCAAGCUUCAAAGCUCAAGUGUAAAUACUCGAGUUCAAUGUUGCAAAAUUCUCAUGAUUAUGGAACAAGAGAGUCAAGAUAUUCCUGAAAAGUUCAUAUUUGAUUUUGUAGAUAUAACUUUUCGAUCUUUGGUAUCAGCAUUAUCAGAAAAAAAUGUACUACUUAUUCAACAUAUUGUUGAAUUUUUCGAUGAUAUCAGGCAAAAUGAACAUACAAAAAAUGCCUUAGUUUCCUGUACAAACUAUACAAAUUACGUAAAGAAUAUUUUGAAUCAAUUAGAUAUCAUGACUGAUUCAGAAUGUGCUGCUCUUGUUAUUGAUUUCUUUAUAUCCUUAAUGAAACUAAAAUUGACAGAAUUUAUUUCAUUGUAUAAAUAUUCAUUAAAAAUUGCAAUAAAAUGGAUUCCAGUUGAUCGAGUCUCAAACAAAGCACUUUCAUUGAUCAAACAUAUUUUGGUUGACAGCAGAAGAACUAAACAUUUACCUGAUCUUUUGAGUGAAAUUGACCUGUCAAUAAUAAUGCUGGCUCUUGGAUCAGAAGAUGAUGUAAUGGAAGAAACUCGAGAAAAGAGAAGCCUCGAAAAAAAUUUGAAAAUUUCAGAAUUAUUGCAACUACUACAAGAACUUAUAAAAAUUCAAAAUUUCCGAGCACAAGUGGUACAAAUAUUUACGGAGCAAUCUAUGAAAAAAUUAUUGAAACCCAUUUUAGAAAAUGACAUAAAUUCCGAGUUAGAAUGGCCUGGGAAUUUAUUUCAAGAUUCUUCUGUAUCGAUGUACAUUUAUGCAUUGUCAUUUACUGCUGAUCUUGCAGUUCAAGAUUCAGACUGGUUGAGGCUGUACUCAUCAUUAAUUCAAAAUAAACAAAUACAAAUGAUAAUCGCACUUGCUGUAUUCUGGGGUGAUGCUGAAGUUAAACAAAAAGCUCUUCUAUUAAUGUCAUCUGUUGGAUUUCCCCAAGAAUGUGUAUCUGCUGUUUCAAAAUGCAUGGUUGAAUUGGAGCCUUUAGUACUAGUUCAAACUAAAACUGGAAUAACAUCUGGGCUAACAUUGAAACAAGAGACGUCUUUUAAUACCAGUAUAGUUCGACUUUACUCUUUGUCACAGGAAGAACAACUAGAUGAUAUUUUAGAUAAAUUGAAAGAGGCUUUUAACGAAAAUAAAUUCACAGACAUAACUACAUCUGCUAUCAUGGAGCUUUAUGAAUACAAAUUAUCUGCAAUGAGACAAACGGAACGACUAAAUCAAGCAAACUUAGAAGCUGCUGACAAUCAUGCAAUAGGCUUACAACACAGGUUAACUCAGAUUGUUGCUGAGUCAAGUAGACUGCAUCAAUUACUUUUCCACAAUCAACAAAGUCUUGAAGGAUUGAAACAUGAAAAAAUUAGAUUAACACAAAAACUUCAAAAAGCUGAAAUUGAAAGUAAAAAAAUUCAUCAAAUUCAAAAAAAAGAAAUUCAAGGGUUGAAGAAAAUUGUUGAAGAUAAAUCGAAAAUAAUUGAACAGUUGUCAAAAUUAGAAAAAGAACUUAAUGCUGCAGUCGAUAAAAUCAAAUUCUUUGAAGAAAGAAAUACAGAUCUAGAGAUGCAAAAAAUGAGUUUGAUGAAUGAAGGACGUGAAAAUGCUGAUAAAAUCAAAGAAUUGAAUAAACUUAUGACUAAACUUCAAGAUCGGCUUGCCAAAAGAGAUCAAGAAAUUCAAGAAAAAAAUAGAGAAAUUGAAAGUAGUCAAGAGAGUAUGGCAGCUCUAAAACAAGAGAAUGAAGGGCUUCUCAGAACAUGUAGAAAUUAUGAACAGACAAUUGCUGAGAAGGAAGAUAGUGUUGAGAGGAUGACAUCAGAACUGGUUGAUCUCAGUCGAAUGAGAGACAUGAUUUAUCAUCUCACUGCUAAAAAAAAAGAUGAAAAGAAUGAAACAACAUAAUAUAUUAUUUUGUUAAUUGUUUUCAUUAAUUUGUGAAUAAAGAAGCAAAGUGACAACAAUUUUUUCGUAUUGUUUUAACAUAUUUUUUUUAUUAAUUACAUAUUCAAUUUUCUUACAUUAUUAUUACUCUGUAUAUUGAAUUUUUUUCAAAUACUGUUUAUUAUAUAAUUAUUAUCUUUUCACAUAUAAAUUUAACAAUAAAAGUUUUUUCAUCGAAAUUUUUUUUUUAAAUUACACUUUUUUUUUUAUAUAUAUUGACUAUUACAAUAAAUUUCAAAAGUUAUUCAGAAGAUUCAACUUUUUGUGCGUUCAAAAGUAUAUUCAACAAAUUGGUUCAUAUUUAACAACUAAAAUGAUAACAAAGUAUUAUUUAACUUAUUGACCGAAAUAUAAUUGUCUUUUGCUAGAAAUGCAAUAAAUACAAAAGAACUAUAAAAAGUAAUUGUAUCAAGGGUACAAAAGAUGCGAUAAAUAUUAAGGAAUAAAUUUGUGACUUCAUCAAUUAUUAAUCACACAUCUAAUUUUUUUUUUUACUCGGUGCGUUAUAAAAAUUGUACUUUUCGUUUUCAAUAUAAUUUAUUGUAUUAAUAUAAUUCUAAACAUUAUGAUUUCUCUUUCUAUAUUUCUGGAGUUGAAAGACUAACUGAUAAUUUGUAUAUAGCUAGCAUUUACGUGAAAAUGUAUUAUUCGAUACACUUUGUUACCGACAAUCAUUUUUUUUUUAUAAUCUUAAUUUCAUACUGAUUUCAAGAUACUUAUUACCAUUUGUACUUCAAUAUUUUCGAUAAUGAUUCGAUUAUUUAUGUUUCCCGAUUCCGGUAAAGUGAAUGUGUGAGCAACAAAUAAUGCAAAUCCAUACGUUUUAAUAAAUAUAAUUUCAAUCACCAAAUAAUCCUCAAUCCAAUAAGUGUUAUUAACAAAAUGUCUUAAUUUGAUGGAUUUUAUCUUGAAGAUUUUUCUGUGCAACAAAUAUUUGAAUGAUAACAGACAUUAUUCAUGAGCUACCAUCAAAUUAAUUAUUACAAAAAUAAACAAAAUUUUGGUAACAAAUUCGUUCCCGUUUGAAAAUUAAAAAUUUUCAAAACUUCGGCGAAAGACUUUGUGGUCCCUAUAUAGCUCUGAGAUCAAAUAUUUAUUAAAUUAUAUAGUAAUAACACUUUAUUUAUGUAAAAACAUUCAAUUUAUACUUUUUUUUUGUUUUUUUUUUUUUUUUAAUUUAAAAACGCCAAAAUUAUAAAAAGUUUUUUUUAAAAAAAAGAAAAUAAGUAAUAAAAUAUAGUGAAAAAAAAAAAUAGUUUAUAGUUUUUUUUUUAUUUUUUAAACAACGAGCAAGGUGAAGAAGGUUUGCAGCAUAAACGCGAGUCGUUCUAAAAAAAUAUGAAAAACCGAAUUGACAAUAAUUGUUUAGGCAUUGAAUAACUUUUGAACAAAUCGACGUUGAAAAAUUUUAUAAAGCUCAAAAAAUUCUUAAUUAAAUUUCUGAGAGCCAUACUGUUUUCAAACAAACCGUUAAAAUCAAUCCUUCAUGGUUAUUUUUUCAUUAUAAGACAGUGCAUAGUACUUAUUGUUAUAAACAAUUGUUGAUGACUCAUUAAUUUGAGCCCAGAGCUAUUUUUGUGCAACAGUAAUCCCUGGUGGAAAUAAUUUCUCCGGAAAUCCUCCGUUCAAUUCCGGAAUCACUCCGUAUUGCUUUGGAAUUGGCCGAUUCAAAUUCCGGACAGCUCAAAAAGUGUAUUUAUUCGUGAUAUUCAUCAUUUUUUUGAUCCAACAAUAUUUAAUUUUUGACAAAAAUAUUUUAUUCGUUUAUUAUCCUUCAUUUUACCUAAUAACUCGAGUAUUUUGAAAUUGCUACGGAAUUCUCCGUACUUUUUCGGAGUGAGUCAAUUCCGGAAUAAUCCGGAGUAAUUCCGGAAUAAUCCUUUAUUAUACAAUACGAUUUGGUACACAGAUCAACUGCACCAGCACGUUUGUCGGUCGAAAAAUCCCAGAAAAAUUAUCUGAACAGAGGAAAAGGGCCUUCAAGACUAAGCGUGCACGCUACAAUCCAAUGUUACGUGCACGUAACAAUCCAAUUCCGCUUUGUAAAAUUCCAACAUUCACUUAUACAAUAUUGUGUUGUAAAUUUCUAAUUCUGCUUUAGGAAAUUCCAACAAUCAGUUUUACAAUAUGGUAUUGUAAAUUUUCAACUCCAUUUUGUAAAAUUACAAUAUUCAAUUUUACAACACGGUUUUGUAAACUUCCAAUUUUUCUUUGUAAAGUUACUACGUUUGGAAAAUUACAAUAAAAUAUUUACAAUAUGGUUUUGUAAUUUUUCCAACAUGCUUCCGGAAAAUAGCUUCCAUAUCUUUUUGGUAAAAUCUAUCUAAAUAUUUUUAUCAGUGUGUAAGACACUUUAAGGUGUUACCCGCGCAUAUCUAGAGACCUCUUUCGGAUAGCGUUUAGAAACAUAAUAUUUCUAUGAGUGCGAAAGAAAUAAAAAAGAAGAAGAAAAUCUUGUUUCUCACUUCCACUCAAGUAUUUAGACAAAGACAAAAAUUUAUUUUUAUUUAUUGUAAAAUAAAAAGGUCUCAAAGCCCUAUUGAUUUUUAUAUCAAAAAUUUCCUUUUUUUUUCUUUUAUAAAUCUCUAGUUUUUGGUAAAUCUGUAAUUGUUUUUCUCAAAAUAGCUAACCAGGUAAUGGACAACUAAACUUGGCUCUCCGUAAGACCCUAUGAUUAACCUUUAAAAAAGUAGUCGACUUUAACAAUUAUUUAAAAAAUAAGUAGUUACAACAAAAUUAACAAAAAAUUCAAGAUUGCGUAUUGUUAUUUCAAGAAUUUACUACAAAAAUUUCAGCAAUAGUUCAUUGUUUUCUACCAGCACUGGUAACGCCUUAAGCUACGUGUCUAAAUAUAUAUUCCAAUUGUUGUUAAAGAUAAUAGUCUUUUUAGCAAAUGAACUAUAUAAAGUGAUUGGGCCGGUUUUCUCGUCCAGAAUUAUAGUUAUAUGUAUAUAUUACUAAAAAUUGAAAAAAUUUAACUAAUGGUUAGUUAACUUAUGGAUUUGAUUACCGUUGGCGUUAUAAUAUAGUUAAAGUACUGAAAAUCAAUCGGCCCUCAUCAUUUCUACAGUAUGUCUUAUAUAGUUUUUGUUUUAUGAGAAUUUAUUUUCAAUCACUCUUGUUUAUUCUUGAAACAAUUAAUUUGACGAUAGCUUAUAAAAAAAUGAUCAUACAGUUGCUGAAGCAACUGUGCCUUCCCUGCGGGGGAAUUUUGAUUUUUUUCUUUUUCAAUAUAUAUCGAAAUUCGUGACUACAAAUUUGUUUCAUUCUCCAUCGUUACAAUGAUUAUUGUUACAACUAAAAAUUAUUAAGUUUUCAUUCAUUUUGCUUGUUCCUUCUAAUGGGUCAUCUUCAUGUCCAGAAUCGCUUUCUUCUAACCUUUUAAACUCUCUGUUUUUAUUCAUUUUGUUGUACCAUGAUUUUAGCUUGUCAAUGUUAAAUAUUUAUUACAAAAUUGUCGAGUUCGAUUGUAUUUAUUUUAUUUACUUUUUUCCCUCGGUUGAAUCAGGAUUAAACGUUUUAGUUGCUGAAGUCGUCGUUAUAUUUUUAAUUUUUUUAUAUUCAUUUAUUUUCAAUUCCUCUAAUGCUAUCACAUCACCCUUUUUUCCCUCAAAAUUUUCUGCCUCUUCAUUCCAUAUGGUUAGUUCAAUCUAAAAUAUAUUUUCUUUGGUAAAUUUAAUAUCAUUAUUUAGUUUAAUCAAACUUUUUUUCAUUUGAAUUUUAUUUUACUUCAUAAUCACUGUCGUCUGCUAAUGUUAUUGUUCUUUAUUUUAAUGACCGUCCUGACAUUGCAUAUAUAAAUUCCGUUUCAUUUAUUGCUAUUAUGAUUGCGAUGAUAUCUAAAUAAUGUCAAUAUUACUAUUGAAUAAUUUUCUUUUUUUUUUUUUUUCGCUAAAAUAAUUUUACCUGCAAAUGAAUUAAUUGGUAGAUGUACGAUUUCUUGUAUUUUUUUAAACUCGAAAUUAAUUUUUGGUAUUAAUUAUUUAUUUAUUUUAUUUAUUUGUUAAGUAUUACGCCCUUGUCAUUUCGUACUUAUGGGCUACAUUAUAUAAGUUUUACAAUUACAAGUUUUUAGUUUUUCUUAAUAAUAUGUAUUAUUAUAUAUUUAAAGAGAUGAAUAUAUAUAUUGAUGAGAUGAACAUGUGGUAGUAGACAGUUGCUGAUGACCACGUGACGAUCUACGAUUGUGACAGAGUGCCAUAUGUAUAUGACGAUUCACGGCUGUAGCGGAGUGACACAUAGACUUCCACGUCGAUCCACAACCAGAUGAUCAGUAUUAAUGAUUAAUUUUCAUUUUCCUCAUCGUCUUCAAAUUUUAUAUUAGCUUCUACUGGUAUCAUUAUUUCUUUAUUAUUUAUUGAUGGGUACCAUUCAUUAAUUUUUCUCACUAAUCUUCCAGUAAUCGUAUAUAUUUUGUUUAACUUGAAUAUUUAAUAAUUUAUCAUGUUAAUAAUUUUUUUUAAAAUCUUUUUGUUGAAAAAUCUUGUAGAAAAAUAUGAUUUUUCCAUAAUAUUUUCCUAAUAUUUUCCUAUAAUUAUCGUAUUUUUCUUUAUAUUCAGUGAUUUUCAUUUGAUCUUUUCCUAUAUUUUCUUUCAUAUUUACUGAUAUUUUCCUAUAUUUAUCGUUUUUUUCUUUGUAUUUAGUCACUUUUUUAUAUUUUCUUUUAUAUUUACCGAUUUUUCUUUGAUAUUUUCCUAUAUUUUCCUUUAUAUUCGGUGAUUUUUCUUUUAUAUUUACUGAUAUUUUCCAAUAUUUAUCUUUUUUUUCUUUAUAUUCAGUGACUUUUUUAUAUUUUUCUUCAUAUUUACUCAUAUUUUCGAUAUAUAUUGUAUUGGUUAAGAUUAAGGGACUUAGAAAAUUUUUUAGGGGGGGUGUCUACCAUGGUUGGGGGGGGGGGGUCCAGAAGAAAAGCGAAAACAAUAGGAAAUUAAAAUUCCCUAAAAAUAUCUGUUAUCGUUUAAAUAUUUGUUGCAUAGAAAAUAUUUAAAAAAAAUUAAAAUGCAUAAAGUUAAGGUUGAUUCCCAGUCGCAUCACCGAACCAAUAUUUAUGCCACGAAGGGCCCGUAUAUCAAUAACGCUAUUUUUUAUUCCCGUGUCCUAAAAUUUUUUGUGGCGCCACUGAUGAAAAAAACAAAUUCUUUAGUAGUAUGUGUGUCGUGGCUACACACUAGCGAGCAAAGAUUACAUCGUACACUGAAGCCAUGCUUGUGUUCAUGUCUGUGUGCUGCGCUUCUCGCGAAAUUUUUGAAUUUCAAAGUUAUUUAUUUUUUAAACGCAGAAGACGAAAUUCUAAAAAUUUAUAUUAAAAAAUUUGUCUUUUCUAGCACUACAAACUGAUAGAAAUUUAACGUUUUCUGUUGCGUUUUGAAAAAGUUAUUAAUAAAAAUAUGAGAUACCGCCUAUACCUUGCUUGUUAAAGUUGUCAACUUUGACAGUAAAUAUCUCAAAAAAACCGAACAAAAAAAAAUUGAAAAAAAUUGACAAUGUAGAUAAUUAUUUCAUUUAAACAUAAGAUAAAAAAAAAAAAAAUCUGUUGCGAUUUCAGAUUUCCAGAAUCAACCUUAAGGGCUGGUUUUUUUAUAUAUUUAAUACUUCUAUAUUGCGCAUCGCCUAUGCUUUCCCAUAAGUGGAACGUUGAUACGAAGUAACGAGCCUUUAUGUUUAUAUGUGUUGGUCUUAACCCCGAAAUUAACAUUAGCAAGCUCAACUGUAAAGAGUAAGACAGAGAGAUAUUGUCUGCACCGUUUGAGACCUCAACAAAAUCAAGCCUAAUGCGCAAUAUAGAAGUAUCAAAUAUAUGGUUUUUU
Messenger RNA from Aphidius gifuensis, 8551 nucleotides. RefSeq lists its product as uncharacterized. Lineage: Eukaryota; Metazoa; Arthropoda; Insecta; Hymenoptera; Braconidae. The record is from RefSeq and is a predicted model, not a curated record. Bases 207 to 2705 code for a protein of 832 amino acids. The transcript is spliced from 3 exons.